CUCGGCAGUUCUUGCCUAAAUAUUUUACGUUUGGCCUCGCGUCACCUUCCCGAAUUUGGUCAUCGGAGCGUUAUCAAACCAUCCAAUGUGUUCACAGCGACAAGACCGACAGUACGGUCAGAUUAAGACAGUUUAUCCCGUGCGCACAAGUACACCAGCAGAUUUUGUAUUAAUUAAACGCAAUGGAUCCAUUUUCAGCUGAAGGCGAGCUCCUAAACAUCCACAAUGCCUUCCACCAGGGCCAAUAUCAAGUAGUAGUCGAUUUCGAUACCUCCUCCUUCUCUCCUGAAAACAAACUCAUUACUCGUGUUCUCAAACUGCGCGCCCGAAUUGCCCUGGGACAAACUGAAGACGUCAUUGCAGAUGUCGAGGGCGAAGAUGUGCCUGAUCUAGUUGCUGUGAAGGUGCUGGCCCAACAAGCAGCGGGGGAUGAAGCUGAAGCACUAAAGGGAGUGGAGGAACUAAUAGCGAACCACUCGGACAAUGCGACUGCUCAGGUCCUUGUAGGAACGGUGCUGCAGGCCCAAGGGAAGAGCGAGGACGCCUUGUCGCUAUUGUCGAAGCACCAGGGGAACCUUGAAGCCGUCGCCUUAAUUGUCCAAAUCCACCUCCAACAAAACCGCACCGACCUCGCCCUGAAGGAAGUCCAGGCCGCUCGACGGUGGGCUCAAGAUUCAUUACUCGUCAAUUUGGCUGAGUCCUGGGUGGGAUUGAGAGUGGGGGGUGAAAAAUACCAAUCCGCAUUCUACGUAUACGAAGAACUUGCCUCCGUCCCCAAUACAUCAUCGCCCCUUUCAAUCGUUGGCCAAGCCGUUUCCGAACUACACUUAGGUCGUCUACCGGAGGCUGAAGUCGCUCUCCAAUCAGCACUAGAGAAAUACCCUAACGAUGUUCAGUUGAUUGCAAAUUCGAUUGUGCUGAGAGUUUUGAGCGGGAAAGAUACGACAGAGCUUACUUCAUCCCUUGAAAAGGCACAACCAGACCACCCAUUCCUCACUGACCUAGCUGAAAAAUCUGCGCUUUUUGAUGCUGCAGCAUCAAAAUACUCAGCAAAGGUUUCUUCAUAGCCUAACCGUCUUUUCGUUAUGUUAUUCCCUUUACGUUCGUCUAUUUUAGCAUCAUUCUUGUAGGUAAUCCGCCUCUACAUGCUCUCGCUCUUCUUUUUCAGGUUUAUAGUUCUGUUUCCAUUUCCAUUUCUGUUGUUAGCCGUUAGCCGGGUCCAUGCUGUUUAAACCAUAGACGAACAAUUUAAGCUUGAACCAAACAAAAGCAGACGAAAAUUUGCGUUUCUAAUGUCUUGACGAUUUGAAUCAUUGCUUCUGCUGCGGGAGAUUUGCUGAGUUUGUAUUUUAAGGGCAAUGCAAAAGGAAAUACGCUAGAUUAUUACUAAAAGCCCCGGAGAACACAUCGAUUAAUACCGGCAGUAUUAAAAUUAUUAGCAACCUAUGGCCAUCAAAGUUUCGAGGUCAAAAACGAAGCGUAUGCUUUCCCUUGUUCUGUUCCGGAUCGAUCACCGAUCAUUAAAUUUACGAUGGGCGCGUCGUGGCAUUCAUCCUUGCCCACAACGAAAGUCGUGUUCGGAAAAGCGGUCUGGAAUUUGGGAUCAGGGCGCGUACAAUGUUAACUGACAAACGCUGCAGCAGUGGAGAUAUCAAGAACAAUGGACUCAAAAAAAAAAAAAAAAAAAAGACGCAAUUGCAUUUCAGAUAAAAACCGGAAAGGAAGGAGGACUGACCUUGAACUUCCCAACAAACUCCUCGAUGGGUGAACGGAAUAAUUCAUCCGAACCAGUUAGAAACAACACAUCUCUAACCUUAAGAUCCUUCCACCAAUCUGCUGGUGCCCGGAGCGGCUCCAUGUAAUUAUCCGCUUCCGAAUCUGCAACGUAAAACGAUGACCAUCUCUUCAGGAUCGAAGCCGAAAGUAUGUCUUUAUUCUUGUUCUCCUCGACGGAUGGAUAGUCCAGCGAGAAGGAGACCCACGGCGAAAUAGGCAAGGCGCCGGCUAGCGGCCCAGAAAGCUCCAGUGGCUCAAUUGCCGUGUGCGGAUGGGAAAGGUGGGAGAGAACGCCCAGCGUGAGGUUGCCGCCGGCUGAGUCGCCUGCGAUGAAGACGUUUGAAGGGCUACGGCCGGUUCUGUCAAUUAUGUAGCGGAGCGCCCCGACAGCCUGCGUAAGUUGGGUCGGGUAGACGGCGUGGGGAGUGAGGGUGUAUGUAAUGAAGAAGAUGGCAAUGUCUUUGCCCGCAGCUUUGAGCUGGUCCAGGAUGUCGUUCUGGAGCUGGAAAAACGCAGGGCCAGCGGCGGCUGCAAAACCACCGCCUAUAAAUUCAAGGAGAAUUGGUUAAUAUCCUUCGUCUAAAAUUAAGGACAAGACAAGGGUUCUCUUUGACGUGUAUCUCGGUAAUCAUACCAUGAUAGUAAAUCAACACAUUCUUCGCAUCUUUAUUGCCGAUCCAAUGACCCUGGGCGCCAUGAUCAAGUGGCACGGUUUGCGGCGUGAACCCGCUCUUUGUCGCGAAGAGUUCGUAUACUUGAUUAGUAGAAGGGUUGAGCGCCCUAAAA
This is a messenger RNA of Blastomyces dermatitidis ER-3, 2562 nucleotides long. Its product is annotated as coatomer subunit epsilon. Gene Ontology annotation, cellular component: COPI vesicle coat. Gene Ontology annotation, biological process: retrograde vesicle-mediated transport, Golgi to endoplasmic reticulum; endoplasmic reticulum to Golgi vesicle-mediated transport; intra-Golgi vesicle-mediated transport. The coding region runs from base 183 to 1067 and encodes 294 amino acids. The transcript has 6 exons. NCBI's taxonomy places the organism in Eukaryota, Fungi, Ascomycota, Eurotiomycetes, Onygenales, Ajellomycetaceae. The record is from RefSeq and is a predicted model, not a curated record. Gene Ontology annotation, molecular function: protein binding; structural molecule activity.